This is a messenger RNA of Haliotis rufescens (red abalone), 2864 nucleotides long. Its product is annotated as dipeptidyl peptidase 1-like. Gene Ontology annotation, cellular component: lysosome. Bases 77 to 1432 code for a protein of 451 amino acids. The transcript has 8 exons. Gene Ontology annotation, molecular function: cysteine-type endopeptidase activity. The record is from RefSeq and is a predicted model, not a curated record. Lineage: Eukaryota; Metazoa; Mollusca; Gastropoda; Lepetellida; Haliotidae.
CAUGAUAAUAUUUACGACCAUCCCGGUAGCACCUGACUGAGAACAGCUGACGGUUCACUCUUCCAGCAGUUGGGUCAUGGAGAAGUUGUCCGUGGUUGUCGUCUUGUCGGUCCUUGUAGCAGUUUAUGCUGACACCCCAGCUAACUGUACAUAUGAAGAUGUGAAAGGGACAUGGAUAUUUAACGUUGGACAGAGAGAUGGGGAUCGCACGUUAAACUGCUCCACUUUUUCAUCUGGUGAGGAGACCCUAGAAGUGACCUUGUACUUCCCUGACCUAGCUGUGGACCAGUAUGGGAAUGAAGGAUUCUGGACUCUCAUUUAUAACCAGGGCUUUGAGUUUGUCAUUGCUGGAAGAAAAUAUUUUGUUUUCUCGAAGUAUGAAUCCUCUGGAAAGCACGUCACCAGCAUCUGUGAUCAGACAAUGCCAGGAUGGUCACAUGACAUAUUUGACAGAGAGUGGUCAUGCAUAAUCGGGAAGAAAGGCAACCCUGUCCCACGCAAGACCUAUGUGGAUCCUCUUGCAACACGUGACCUGACGCAGAUGUACAGGAAUGACCAUGACUUCAUCAACAAGAUCAACAGUAUGCAGUCGUCAUGGAAGGCCAGGGCUUACAAGGAUCAGGAACAAUAUACUGUAGGGGAGAUGCUGAAAAGAGCAGGAGGCCGUGGUUCAAGGAUUCUCUCGAGACCCCGUCCUGCCCCGGUGACAGAUGCUGUAGCUAGGGUGGCGCGUCAACUGCCGGAGUCUUUUGACUGGCGCAAUGUCGACGGCAGCAACUAUGUGUCUCCCAUCAGAAACCAGGCUGCCUGUGGAAGUUGCUAUGCGUUUGCCUCCAUGGCGAUGAAUGAAGCUCGUGUGAAUAUCAUGACCAACAACACCGUGGCGCCAGUGUUCUCACCCCAGGACAUCGUGGAGUGCAGCGAGUACUCACAAGGGUGUGAAGGGGGCUUCCCCUACCUGAUUGGGGGCAAGUACGCGGAGGACUUCGGGCUGGUGGAGGAGGCGUGCAACCCAUACAAGGGCAAGGACGGACCUUGUUCCACAGUCGCCAGCUGCGGCCGUCGCUACUCCACGCGUUAUGAGUAUAUCGGGGGAUACUAUGGAGCAUGCAACGAGGAACUGAUGAAGAUAGCCCUGGUGAAAAACGGACCUGUCGCUGUCGGGUUUGAAGUGUACAAAGACUUCAUGAGCUACAAGGGCGGCAUCUACCAUUUCACUGGACUGACAGGGUCAUUUAACCCCUUUGAGAUUACCAACCACGCUGUACUGGUCGUAGGGUAUGGAGCCGAUAGCGACAGCGGAGAGAAGUACUGGACCGUCAAGAAUAGUUGGGGGCCUAAGUGGGGAGAGCAGGGCUUCUUCCGAAUCCGCCGUGGAACUGAUGAGUGUGCCAUUGAAUCACUAGCUGUGCAAUCUUUCCCCAUCAUUUAAUUUCAUUCUCUGCCUCCCCCCCCCCCCCCCCCCCAGUCCUGAUUCAAAUAUUUAAUAUUUUUAUUUUAAUAAUCAUGAUAAUCGUAACAUUGAAUUCUGUGAUAGCUGUCAUCCCUGGAAGAAGAAAUACAACCAAACCUUUCCAUGAUUCAAUUAAUCAAAGCUAUCUCACACCAAAUUUAUGCACUGUUCGGAAUGAUUGAGUUAUAAACAACAAAUGAGUUGGAUAUUUUUUAUUGUUUAUACAUGUCAUGUGAUAGUGUGGCUGGUUUGUCAGACCCCCUUCUUCAGUGCUAUAGAUUAUAGUCUGUUGUACAUAGUGUAUGAAUGCUACAUUGUGACAAGUGACGUCGGACAGUGCCUGCAUAUUUUUCUACAUGUAUAUUUUUAAAAAGUUCUGUAAAAACCCCAUUUUUUCCAAAUAUUACAUAUUUCUAGAAUUUGUCUUGAAAACAUACAUGCAGCUCAUUUAUAAACCCUUAUUUGAAUACUUAGUUUUGGCGCAAGUUGUGCCAUGUAUAUUUGAAAUGAACAUACUUGUAAGUCACCUUGUACCUGUGUACUGGAAUGUCACUGACCUAGGGAGAACUUCAUGAAAAUAAUACACGCUAUUUGGCACUAGAAACUUACUCUUCAUCUGUUAAGGGCAUUAUAGGUUGUAGCAGGAUCACAAGGUAACGUGGGACACAUAAAACCCCAUGUACCCCUUGAGAUCCUGCAACAAUGAAUUUAUCUUACCGACAUGUUUGAAUAUGACACUGUAACAUAAUUUAAACAAAUUCAAAAUUGAUAGAAAACAGUCGUUCAAUUGAGCUUGCGCUAUGUCAUGUGAUUUCCAUAGACUCGGAAAAAGCAUGCAGCUUUUUGCUUUGAAACAGGAUAUAAAGGAUUUAUUUUGCCUUUCAAAAAUGCAUGUGCAGCCUGACUUGCUGAUGGCAGGCAGGGUAUGUGAUUUAUUUCCCCCCUGAGGACAUUAGUCCCCUUCAAGGAGGGAUACAGGGUGAAAAGGAUUCAUUCUGCCUCUCAGAAAUCCAUGCGCAGCCUGUCUUGCUCAUGGUGGGGUAUAAGGUAUUUACUCACCCACUGAGAAUUAUAUUUCUCUCCAAGACGGGAUACACAGAAUUUUAUCAAGAUCAUGUGAACCAAUCAGAUCUCAUCAUUCUGACAUGGAGGUAUGAUAAUGAGCUUUUUCCAGUUUCUUCAGUUAAGCUCUCAGGGAAUGCCAUGUGAUGUCCAUUGUUGCACAGUGUAAAUAAAUGAUACUGAUAAUUUUAUGGACAAACAUCUUGUCAGUAAAUCACCAUGUUCUCUCAAUAUAGGAAUAUAGGUAAGAAGAACUAAAGACAUUUCAGAGUUUAUUUACAGUAUACAUCAGCAAUGUACAUUCCAUCGUUUUUUUAUAAAUUUCAAUAAAAAUUUCUCCAUCAUUCAA